AUGGUGACAAAAGAUUGGUCCGCAACUAAAACUCGACUUGCCGAUUUCUUCAAAAAUAAUCACGUAAGUUUUUUAUUCACAUAAAUAUAUUUUUAAAAAUGACGAAUAUUUACUAGAUUUUUUUCAGUGAACAAACAAGGAUUUUUGAAUAAAUAAAAUAAAUGAAAUGAUUUGAUUCAAAAUAGAUUUAAAAUGAAAAGUUAGAAAUAGAUACUCUAUUGUUUUUCAGAUUAAUCAAAUCAUCACUUUUUCGAUUAUUGUUUGUGGAUUAUAUAUCUCAUUAAUCUCAAUAACAGGUCAAAACGUUGGUAAGUAUUCAAAACUUAUUGAAAAUUCAAAAAUGAAAAGAUCAAAAUGAUGAAAACUGUUUUCAGCUCACCCACUAUCUCCAGUAACUUCAAAAACUUUGGAUCUUACUCGUGCAGCAGAUGAAAUUCUUCAUUCAAUAAUAUCAUGUUUUAUGCUAGUUGUUUUAGCAAUUGCAGCAGGAAAACUUGUCAAAUUCUUAUAUAUACCAUCUCUAAUCGGUAAGUAAUAUAAAACAAAACUAGGAACGGGGGUCGCUGAAAAUGCGGAACAUUUGCGACAAAUGGGACCAGGCAGCGACCCCAGUCCCGAGAAAACACAAUGAAUGUCUGAAAUAAACCUGAGUUGGGGUGGGGGGCGUGGUAUCUUUGAGAUUUUAUUUUAUUCAUUCAUAGCACAAAAAAUGAGAAAAAUGGGCGGAGCUUCAAAGCACCGUAGUUUUUUGCUCGAUUUGUUGAGAGUGGGUAAGAACUUUGAGCAUUUUUUUGAAAAAAAAAAUAAAAACAUCCAAGAUUAUAACGAUUAUGAUAUGGGGUGGUGAAUCAUUUUGCGAACUGGGAAGUUGAGAAAAUACUGCGACUUAAAAUAUAUUAGAAUGAAAAACAUGUCAUAUAGCUUUUAUUAUCCAUAUUUUACGUAAUUUUGGAUUUUUUUAAAUAGAAAGGUUUUAUCCUCUAACACUCGUCUUAAUUCAAUCAAAAACAAAUACUGGAACCGAUUAGUUUUUCGAACCGUUCCAGAUACAUCAGUCAUCCAUCAUUACGUAAGCAAAUCAAACUUGUAAAAAACUUAAAGAAACUACGAAACGUAUGAAAACACAAUAAACUGUGACUGAAAUCAUUUUUUCAUUCUUAAUUUGAUAAGAAUAAGACAUUUGCAGAUUUUUAAAAAUAUUUCUUAAAACAUCUUUGAUCACCAAAAUUAUGCAUUUGGGCUUAUAGAAAUGUUUUUGUAAUUUUUCAGCAUCCAGGAUGAUCCAUCAGAAUAUGACAAAAAUUUUGAAAUGGAGAAAAUUCAACAAAAACAUUUUUAGCGUCAGGAAAAGCUGGGGUAUUCUCAAAAGCUUAUCCUAUAAGUUUAAGAACACUGUGUUUUCAUCAGAAUUGAAAUGAAAUGUUCAAUAGCCUCAAUAAAAACAUUGAGUUCAUCUUAUGUAUUUUGGGAAAUUGACUCACCAAAAACCUAUAAAAAUAUAUUGAACUGAAAAAAAACGGGGCUAUAGAUACAAAUUAGAACAUUACAAAAUACAAUAAAAUGUAUUUAAAAUAGUAUCAAAAAACUCCGUCUCGGAAUAAAUAAAAACCCCCAGAAAAAAUACAAUUUGCAGGAUGUAUGGCAGUUGGAAUUGCAAUGAGAAAUAUACCACAACUCGGUGAUUUAUUCUAUAUCAAUGAUUAUUGGCAAUUCAUUUUACGAAAACUGGCACUUGUUGUUAUAAUAAUAAGAUGGGGAAUUUCAAUCAACAUCAAAUUCAUCAAGAAAAAUUAUGUGAGUGAUGGGAAACAGUGGUAUUUAUACUAACAUACAAAUUCAUUUUGACACACGUGUUAAGCAGGAAGGAAGUGGGUUGAAGACAUAUAUGUCACCAAAAAAACAAUUACUAAUAUCCCAACAAGAUAAAUAUAAAUAUGUAUACACACAUAUUCAUUUAAUCCAUUGUUUAUACAUUUGGUUUAUUUUGAUCUGGAAUAGUUUUCGAGUCAGCUUAGAUCAGAAGAGGAUUUGGUGUGUGUGUGUGUAAUCACUAAUCAACUAAUGAAUACUGAACCAACAAAUAUUUCACAUUCAUAUCAAAAAUCGCUUGUGAUCCGAAAAAAUAUUCAGUUUGGAAUAAACAAUUUAUGAAUGAGAAUAGCAGAUGUUGACAUUGUUUCCGCUACUGUGCUGCGAGCAAAAAAAAAGUUGCAGAUCUGCGCAAGAUUUGCGAUGCAAAUGUGCCACUAUUAAAAAAAAACAAUAAUUUUCUAGUUUCUCCAAACCAUCCUGAUUCCAAUCAUUUUACCGAUUCAACUAUAUUUGUGAAUCAAUAUAACGUGGGAGUGAAGUUAAUAAAUCUAGUGGAAUAAUUUUGUUAAAUUAAGCGGAAGUUUUUUGAUAUUUAAGAAUCGCGGCCUUUGUUUGUAACUCAUAUAUAUUUACUUACAAUUAGAAAAUAAGUUAUUUUUAAUAUUUCCUUAUGUUCAUUUGAAAUUUCAUUUCGGUCAAAUUUCAAAGAGAGAUUAUUCAAAAUUUGUGUCAUAAAUUUCAAUUAUUAAACUAAAGUGUAGCUUUAUUUGGCUUCAAAAGAUAUAAUGCGUUUCAUGGAGAUUCUGAUACAAAAUGUUCUCUGUUUUUUGUUCGAAGAAUCAAACCUAUAAUAGACAAUAAUACCGAGGAUUAAAGGAAGUAGCAUGAAUCAACAACAUUUCUCAAAUAUCAAAAACGAAAUGUUGUUUAUUUGCUUGAGGGUAUAAAUAAGACUAUGAACUUUCAACUUGAAAUUUGGAAAUGUUUUUUUUUUGAUAUAAGUACUUCUGACUCACAUUCAGAAACAUAACAAGAACUUGGAGUCACAAGAUAUACCUCAUAUACGUUCAAAUAUCAAAAUAUCAUAUAUAUUUUUUAUGAGUAAUCUGGUAUUUUCUACAACCUGGAAUUAGUGAUCUCACACAUGAUAAAGUAUUAAUGGAAACAUUUGGAGGCCAAGAUCAAGUGACUCAAUGAGGUACAAUUUAUUUGGGUUCAUAUGAGAACACUGGAAAUCAUUCGACUGCAUUUUUAUAAUAAAUCUUUGCUCAUAGGUUGGAGGGAAAAUCUAAAAAUACAAAAAAUGCCAUGCUUUUAAGAGGUCAUUUUGCGAACGAAUAAAAAAAGCGUGGGUGAUGCUAAAAAGUCAUUUUUCACUCCACUAUAUACACCAAAUUGUCGUAUAGUAUUAUAGUAGUAAUGUCAUUUGUGCUUGUCUGAUGGAUGUCAAUUUUUUAAUGAGAUUUUUGGCUCUCAAGACACCCACAAAUACUAUUGUGGGUGGGUCAUAAUUGACUUGAUGAUGUGUUGUUCUAAUGUGUUUUGUGUGGUUUUUUUUGCUUUUAAAGUGACGACUCAUCCUAUCAUUAAGAAUAAUGUUAUGACAUCACGUUUGUAUAUAUUCUACCAAACAUUUUCUGGUUACUAAUUAUAUGUUCAAACAUAUUGGUAUAAUUGAAGCAUUCAUACUGGUAUAAUUUUUAAGGGCACAAGACAUGGAAAAAGUAUAGUUAGGAUAUAACUUCAGGGGAUUGAUAUUGAAGAUAGCACAACUAAAAAUAGGAUUGUAUAUUUUGGGACACUUUUUUCUAAGCAAAAAAAGCGAGAUUUAUAAAUACGAUUUUUUAUUCAAAGUGGGUGGAUUGACGCUGACUGACAUUUGUAUUUGUAUUCGGCUCAUGACUUGAAGUAAAACAAAUGAGGAAAACACCUCAUUUUAUGAAGAAGAUUGAUGGAAGCGGGGGUGAUGUUCUUCAAACUCACGUCAUCUUAAUUAUACAUGUGAAACAAAUUGAAACAAACAAAAAAGGGAACAAAUAUUCUGACUUGGAUAUGUUUUUUUCAGACCUUCCCACCACUUCUUGGCAUCGGAUCAGCUACCACAGAAGCGUUGUCUAUUUUCUUUACUGCCCAUUUUCUGUUCAACUUUCCACUUUCCUUGAGUUUAAUAUGCGGGUAACAAAAAUCCUUCAUCUUGAUUUUGUAAAGUUAUUCGUUGUAGAUUUGUUGUGGCAACAGUUUCUCCAGCUAUCAGUGGUCCAACAAUGGGACAUCUUCGCGAGAAAUCAAUCGGAACUGAGAAAAACAUUCCAGAUAUUGUUCCAGCUGCCUGUUGUUUUGAUAAUGUUUGGUCGUUGUUGAUUUUUUCAUUGACAGCAUCGGCAACUUUCACAACUGGUAAUUUUUGAAUUUCAAAAAUCAUGAGUAUUUCGCAAUACUCUUCAUUGAUCUUUGAAACAUAAUCAACUAUAUUUUAUACCAAAAUUUUGGAAUAUGAAAUUGAAGUUCAAGAUUCAGGAAACGUGUAAUUAACUUUGAACUUCACCAAGUUGGAAGUCUGGUAUUCAAACUACAUAUCACGGAAGUUUUUUGAAUUGGUAGAACUUUAGAACAAUGGGGGUUUUCUUUUAUUUUCACAGAAUUUAAAUAUUUCAGAAUCCGUUGGACCGACGAUGAUCAAAAGUAUUGGAGCUAUUGUACUUGCUGUUGUGUUUGGAUGUAUUCUUGGUAUUUUUUUUAAUUGAAUCACAAUCAUUAUUAUUGCCAAAAAAUUGUUUCAGGUUGGAUAAUUCGAUGGUUCCCAAAGAAUGACAACAAACAUACCCAUAUAGCAAGAUUCCUCAUAAUCGCUUCUUCUACUUAUGGAGUUAUUACAAGUAUGAUUGUUUUGGGAUAUCAAUUUCCAGGAAUUGUUGCCGGUUUAUCACUAUGCUGUGUUGCAGCGACACAUUGGAGAGAAGAUAAUCCAAGAGGAGUGAGACUCGAAAACAUUUUUCAAAUAAAACUUCCUUGUACAUAUAUUUUUUAGAUCAAAGUUCUUGUUCAUCAAUACGAUAACUUAUGGUAUUUCUUAGCUGUUCCAUUGUUGUUUUCACUUGUUGGCUACACGUUUGACUUUUCUGAGGUAUUUAAAACCGAGAAAUACUAUGAAAGAUUUUCAAUUUUCAGAUAACAAGAAAAGAUUUACAAAUUGCAAUCAGUUUGGUUUGUAUCGGGGUUGUUGCUCGAUUCAUAAGUGCAAUGUUCAUCUCGUUUUUAGGAGGUUUCACUAUUUGUGAACAAAUUAUUUUAUCACUUUCUCUAAUGCCAAAAGCAACAGUUCAAUGUGCUCUUGCUCCAUCAUUGAUUUUGCUCACUGAUAAUUUCCCCGAACUUGAAGAUACUACGAAAUUGGUGAGAUAUCAGACAUUAGUUCUGUGAAGUGCAACAAAAUUUUAAGGUCAUCAACACCUGUAUAAUUGCUGUUAUGAUAACAAGUCCUAUUGUUGAAAUUCUUUUGGAUAUUUUGGCUCCGAGAAUUUUGAAGAAAUCGUUGAUCUUCAACUCGGCGCUUCCUUCUGGUAAAUAAACUAGAAAAUCUUUUCAUCAAUUUGUGUAAUUCAGAAACCACUGUAACAACAUCCACAGAUAAUUAUACAGUUCCACAAUUCAGCGCUCCACAAUUAAAUAAUCCAAACGGAUUACCGAACAUUCCAUAUUAUUAUUACAAUAAGAAUGAGGUUUACAAAAAUUGAAAAAAAUUGUAUUUUUCUGUAAAUUUGAUAAUUGAAAUAUCAGUCUGAAAACUGUCAUCAGACAAUAAAUAUUUGCGAAUAAAUAAAUGAAUUCUUCAUAACAUUUUUUAGGUUUCUGUGAGAAUAAAAGUUGAAUUUAUUUACAUAAUUGUCCUUUUUGAUCUUUGAUUUGCAAAGUAUUUGUCAUAAAAAAGAGAAAUCUUCAAAGUAAAAUUUGGGCUUUAUAUGAUCUUUGGAAAGUAUCACAAGUUUCUAUAAAAUCAAAAAUCUCAAAAUCAAACAUUGCAAAAAAGCAGCGGAUUUGAAUCAAUAAUAGUAGUGAAUCAUUUGCCCGUUCGCUUUUUUUUUUUCGUUGUUUCUAUUUCUGUUGUUGAAAACCACAUAGUAACUAGUUUUGAGCUAUUUUGACACACUCGGCAAUAAUCUCUUUUUCAAAUAAAAUCAUCAUGUUUUUGAUAUAUAAUACAAGUGACCUUGUCAUUUUUUCUCUUUUAUUUUAUUUUAUUUUUUCUCACAUGUGUUAUUUUACAAUAGAUAAAAUCGAGAAAUUUUUGUGUUAAAAUUUUUUCCUUUUUUUUGGUAAUUCUAUUGUUCCUCACUUUUAAAAACGAUAUACGUGUGUGUAGUUUAAAAUGUUAUUGAUUGAAAAAUAUAUAAUUUCAGAUGGUUUCUAGUCAUAUUAUGAUUGUAAAUGGUGAACAUAACAAACCAAGUGGAUCAGUUCAAAAAUUUCAAGAAGAACUUGAAAUUCAACGUUCGAUGAGGAAUGCAGCAAUUAUAGAUCAUCAUUAUGAACCAGUAAGUUAA
This is a messenger RNA of Caenorhabditis angaria, 6353 nucleotides long. NCBI's taxonomy places the organism in Eukaryota, Metazoa, Nematoda, Chromadorea, Rhabditida, Rhabditidae. The record is from the annotation of a GenBank genome assembly.